AUGGCUGCGCUGAAGAACGCAUCACUCCUGCGCUGGAAGGUGUUUGCUUUUCCGGUUGCGGUAACCGCCUUGAUGGCGUGUACCGUCAAUGGGGUUCAAACAACUCAGGUCCAAGUAGCGACACCAGAUCUGGGCACUUGUGAUGCGGCCGAGAAAAGCGUAGCGAUUACCGUUGACGCGGGUAAAAAGAAGGCCCAGUUUGUCUGUGACAAGGCAGUGCCACACGUGUGGCCGAAGAAGGAUGAGAAUGAUGUUCUCCUUUACUUCAGGGGCAGGGACCUCAAGGAAACAUCUGGUCUGGAGGACCUUUUCGGAGUCGACUCCAAGCUCACGGUCCAAAAGAUCACCAAGGCAAAUGAGGCCUCUCCGGUGACAGCGACUCUCUCCAUCGGAGCCCUUCCUACCAUGCAGCAGAUCAUUUAUUUCGCUUGCGGGGCAACUGAAUAUAAGAACAUCCAACAACCCGGGGAGGCAACUGUGGAUAUUUCUGGAGGAAGGAGCGACAGGGCACCGGGUGCUGUCGAGGAAGAGGCAACUCCAGGGCGACGCGAUCGACGAGACAUGCCGGUUGCUGUUGCUGGGCGCGAAUCCUCUGCGUUCAGCUCGGGCACUAAAGCGGCCAGCCCUGAAAACCGUGAAGUUAAAGCCAUGCAGGCGAGCGCGGGAAACCCUUCGCAGUCGAAUAAGGACAUAUGUCUUGUCACAGUCACCGUCCCGGCCGACCCAAGUGCCCCAACGUGCACCCUGGCAAAGAAAAGCAUGGAGGUCGACAUUACCAGUGAAGCCAAGAGUACCACGUUCUCGUGCGACUCGACCAUUCCUUCCCUCUCGCCUGAAACGAGCUCAGGAAAUAUAUUUGAUGAGUCAUGUGCGAAGCCAGUCAAGUUGGCGGAAGCACUUCCAACUGCCAAGCUGGAGCCUGCGGGAUCAGGCUAUACUUUUAGUGUGGUGGAGCUGCCUUCGGCUCCUACCACGCUGUGCUACAAGUGCUCCACUAGCCCGGAGAAGGAGAGAGGUGGCGCCGACGAGUCAUGCACAGUCAAGAUCAAGGUUGCAGCCGGUCUGUCCUCUUUAGCGGGACUGACGCACCUGCAACCAGUUCUCGCGGUAGGGUCCCUUCUCGUGAUUGGGAGUGUCGUUUUCUUUUGA
This is a messenger RNA of Besnoitia besnoiti, 1149 nucleotides long. RefSeq names its product SAG-related sequence SRS53F. The transcript is spliced from 2 exons. Bases 1 to 1149 code for a protein of 382 amino acids. Lineage: Eukaryota; Apicomplexa; Conoidasida; Eucoccidiorida; Sarcocystidae. Gene Ontology annotation, cellular component: membrane. The record is from RefSeq and is a predicted model, not a curated record.